AACUUCAAUUAAAACUAUACACAUUCCUCACAUAUCAACCUUUGUAUCACAAUGGAGAGAGUAACAAAGAUGGUUUCAGAGAGGCCAGUUGUAAUAUUCAGCAAGAGUUCAUGUUGCAUGAGUCAUACCAUAAAGACACUUUUUUGUGACUUUGGUGUGAAUCCAGCAGUUUAUGAACUUGAUGAGAUAUCAAGAGGGAGAGAGAUUAAGCAAGCACUUUCAAGACUUGGUUCUUCUCCAUCUGUUCCAACUGUUUUCAUUGGUGGUGAGCUUAUUGGUGGAGCCAAUCAAGUAAUGAGUCUUCAUCUUAAUCGCUCUUUGAUUCCAAUGCUUAAAAAAGCUGGAGCUCUUUGGGUUUAAUUCCAUCACUCAUCAGUCACACAAUAACUUAAGCUGUUUAAUUUAUAUAUUUUGAGGUUAUAUUCAUAUGAUGAGUUUUAGUAUUAUAUAUAACUUAGUGUUACAACCUGAGCUUCCUUCAGCAGCAAGCAACAAUGAAGACACAAAUGGAGAGAGUGUAACUACCUAACUGAUUGAUUAGUUAUACAGCUGGAAGUUAGUUAGUAGUUUAAGAUUGUAUAUAGGCAGUGCAUGAUAAGCUAAACAUGCAUCACUUAGUUGUGUAUAUAAACAACUUGUAAUCUUCUCUAUCUUCUUAAU
Messenger RNA from Vicia villosa (hairy vetch), 660 nucleotides. RefSeq names its product monothiol glutaredoxin-S2-like. The coding region runs from base 52 to 360 and encodes 102 amino acids. The record is from RefSeq and is a predicted model, not a curated record. Lineage: Eukaryota; Viridiplantae; Streptophyta; Magnoliopsida; Fabales; Fabaceae. The transcript has a single exon.